AGAAAAUAACUUCCCUUCUUUCACUUUCAUGACAUUUGGACUGAACAUUUGUUUCCUUUGUGCUCACUGUUGAAUUUUACUUUCUAGGAAAGUUGAAAUGAGAAAUAAAAAAACCUGAAGUCUUAAACAUUAUACAGAGGAACAUUGUAGUCCUUUUGCCUUUCUUUUACUUCCCUUAUGGUUCUUACCUCAUCAUGAGUUAGAACAGCAAUGCGGGAGCAGCAAGACAAAACUUGCCCAAUAAGCCACUAAGUGAAGGGAAGUUACAAAAUUCUAAAGGAAAAAUCACAAACAAGUACAGGAGAGAAGACCAAUUACUCCCUGAUGCAGGGCCUUACUGCCCUGCAUUGUCAGAGGGAGACAGAGAGAGGGGAGCAAAGAAGCCCAAUGGAAUCAGCUGCUGUCUAAGUGAACAAUGGAAGAUAUAUGUUUCUCUAAUACAAGCCUUUUAUGAGAGACAUCACUAUUGCCUCCCAUGUACCCAGCUCAGAAGCUUGCAGCAUAACAAGUAUUCUAUAGAUUAAGUAAAAAAGUUGAGUAAUAAAAUCUGUACUUGGCAAAAUAAUUUACUUACCAAUGGUGAAAUGAUUACAAUUGGAUGAAUCCUUCACCUACUUAGACAAAACAAACUUCUGCUACUAGCAUCUGAGGGCCGUUGAUGCUUUUGAGAUCUGGGAACAUGGGUCAAGAGAAGAGGAGGUCAGCACUGAGACCUAGGGUCCUUCACACAAAUGUUUCAGGGGCAAGGGUAAGGGUCCAGGGGGAUUAUUUGUUUUGCCAACAAAGAGUCUAAAGUCCUCAAGAUGUAGUGAGCCUGUCCUCAAGGAGUGAGUCCAGGAGGAUUUAAGGAGAGGACUCUGACACUCUAGGGGAGAGAGUGUUACUAGAUGUGAUAACUACCUUGUGAGUGAGGUGGUGCUGGGAAAAUAAAAUUAUCUGGAAAUUAAAAUCGUCACACCUGUGUGAACCAAAAAAGAAACAGGAUUCUUGCUGGAGGUAUUGGCACAGUCUAAGGAGCACUACAGACCUCCAGUAAUAAAAUUGUGGAAGAAAGGACAAUGUCUGUUUUAGUCCUGACCUUGUGGCCCCAGUGAAGCACGACUAUGUGGUACUGCAGGAAUGUGUUCUAGAAGGAACAGAAAUACCUGAGAAGCUCACUCGAUAAUCAGAGCCUCUGCUGUGAAUCAAAUAGUAAAUAAAGCCCAGUUCUUGGUUCUAAAGAGCUUAAUUGCCAAAGGUGGUCUGGUAAAUCCCUAAACAAAUACAGAAACCCUCAGGGAUGAGGGAGCCGCCUUCUUAUGUAAAAUAAGGAGGGUGAGGAUGGAGACUAGCAUCAGAGCUAAAAUUCAUUCCUGGAACAGGAGACCAACAUCCCUUCUAAUUAGGGCAAAGAUGUUCCUCAUUUGUUAAGUAUCCAUCUGGACUGGCCCAUCUGAAGUUUCCUGGGAAAAUUAAACUAAUAUUGCACAAUUAAGAGUUUAGACUGAUGACAUCUUCUUAGACUAUAAGGAUAAUACAUAAAUGAAAACAAAAAAAGGAAGUACAAGUGUAGAGAAAUGUUUGGAAAAUGAAAAUUGUUGUGUUCCCUAUUUAAAAGCCAUGCUUGACAGAAUGUCCUCAGAGAACCUAGGGUCCCAGGCUCACCCAGACGCCCAGCUGAGGCAGGCCAGCAGCACCCUCGCCUCCCCCAUGGCCCUCCUGCUCCCUCUACUGACAGCUCUGGUGGUGUCCAGCUAUGGCCCCGGCGGAUCUCUGGGCUGUGACCUGCCUCAGGACCACGUGCUGGUUAGCAGGAAAAACUUCGUGCUUCUGGGCCGGAUGAGGAGAAUCUCCCCUUUCCUCUGUCUGAGGGACAGAAAAGACUUCAGGUUCCCCCAGGAGAUGGUGGGUGGCAGCCAGUUCCAGGAGGCCCAGGCCAUCUCUGUCCUCCACGAGAUGCUCCAGCAGAUCUUCAGCCUCUUCCACACAGAGCGCUCCUCUGCUGCCUGGAACACCACCCUCCUGGACCGACUCUGCACUGGACUCCAUUGGCAGCUGGAAGACCUGGACAGCUGUUUGGAGCAGGUGAUGGGAGAGGAGAAAUCUGCCCUGGGAACUGAGGGCCCUGCACUGGCUGUGAAGAGGUACUUCCAGGAAAUCCACCUCUACCUGAAAGAGAAGAAAUACAGUGACUGUGCCUGGGAAAUCGUCAGAGGGGAAAUCAUGAGAUCCUUCUCUUCAUCCAGAAAUUUGCAAGUAAGGAUAGGACUUAAGGAUGGAGACCUGGGAUAUUCUUAAAAUGAUUCUCACUAAGGAAUAGGCCAUAUCACCCUUGCACAUAUGUCAUCAGUCAUUUGAAAAGACUCUUAUUUCAACUUUAAUGACAGCGUUAAUUGAAUUAACUCAGCUAAUACUUUGUCAAUACUAUUAAGCAGUAAUAUGUUAAAAAUACUCAGCUCCUGGGGCAUCAGUCCCUAAGAGAGGCUGCCCUUUUGUUAUUUAUUGUUUGCUUGUUUAUAUUUAUUUUUUUACUUUAAAUACAUUUUAUAUUUAUAUUUUCAUUUAACCAAUA
Molecule: messenger RNA, 2551 nt
Organism: Manis javanica (Malayan pangolin)
Lineage: Eukaryota; Metazoa; Chordata; Mammalia; Pholidota; Manidae
Product: interferon omega-2-like
Biological process (GO): defense response
Cellular component (GO): extracellular region
Molecular function (GO): cytokine receptor binding
Source: RefSeq, a predicted model, not a curated record